AUGGAGACCGGCAGGCAAACAGGUGUGUCUGCUGAGAUGCUCGCCAUGCCCCGAGGUCUGAAGGGCAGCAAGAAGGAUGGAAUCCCUGAGGAGCUAGAUGGGAACUCGGAAGAACCCAGGGAUCAGGAAGGUGAGCUCAGGAGUGAGGAUGUCAUGGACCUCCCAGAAGGUGACAAUGAGGCCUCAGCCUCAGCUCCUCCUGCAGCCAAAAGACGGAAAACACAUACGAAAGGCAAGAAGGAGAGGAAGCCCACCGUGGAUGCAGAGGAGGCUCAGAGGAUGACAACCCUGCUGUCUGCCAUGUCUGAGGAGCAGCUGUCCCGCUACGAAGUGUGUCGCCGGUCAGCUUUCCCGAGAGCACGCAUUGCGGGUCUGAUGCGGGCUAUCACUGGCAGUUCGGUGUCUGAGAACGCGGCCAUUGCCAUGGCUGGAAUAGCCAAGGUCUUUGUCGGAGAGGUGGUGGAAGAGGCCCUGGACGUGUGUGAGAUGUGGGGAGAGACGCCCCCGCUGCAGCCCAAGCAUUUAAGGGAGGCCGUUCGCAGGUUAAAGCCCAAGGGCCUCUUCCCCAACAGCAACUGCAAAAGAAUCAUGUUCUAG
Messenger RNA from Pan troglodytes (chimpanzee), 597 nucleotides. RefSeq names its product TATA-box-binding protein-associated factor 11-like protein 5. Gene Ontology annotation, biological process: RNA polymerase II preinitiation complex assembly; transcription initiation at RNA polymerase II promoter. The transcript has a single exon. Gene Ontology annotation, molecular function: protein heterodimerization activity; RNA polymerase II general transcription initiation factor activity. The record is from RefSeq and is a predicted model, not a curated record. The coding region runs from base 1 to 597 and encodes 198 amino acids. NCBI's taxonomy places the organism in Eukaryota, Metazoa, Chordata, Mammalia, Primates, Hominidae. Gene Ontology annotation, cellular component: transcription factor TFIID complex; nucleus.